CCGAAACCAAACCACGGGACCUUAGCUUAAAAUCCGACCCUUAAUCCCAGAUCCAACGGCCCAGAUCCCUCCUCCCGCAUCGACCCGUCCACCCCCCACCCCUCUUCCCGCCCUCUUCCCAUGUCGCCGGCGGCCGCCUCCGGCGAGGCGCCGCCGCCGCGCCCGCCGCGCGAGCUCUACACCAUCCCGGCCUCCUCAAGUUGGUUCCGCUGGGACGACAUCCACGACACGGAGCGGCAGGCGCUGCCGGACUUCUUCGGCGGCGCGGGCGGCAGCGGCGUGGGCACGGCCUCGCGGAACCCGCGGAUCUACCGCGAGUACCGCGACUACAUCAUCAGCAAGUACCGGGAGGACCCGGCGCGCCGCCUCACCUUCACCGAGGUGCGCAGGGCGCUCGUCGGCGACGCCUCGCUCCUCCGCAAGCUCUUCGGCUUCCUCGACUCCCACGGCCUCAUCAACUUCUCCGCCGCCUCCCCCCGCCCCGCCGCGCCGCGGCCCGGGGUCGGGGCGGACGCCGUCUUAGAGCCGCCCCUGGGGCUGCAGGUCACGCCGCGCCCGCCGCCGUCCUUCCUGGAGGAGAGGCUCGGUGGAGGCGGGGAGGGCGUGUUCCGCUUGCCUCAGCUCACCUCCUACGGCGACGUGUUCGGGGAGUGGGCGCCUGGGAAGGGGCCUCUAUGCGGCUUCUGCGGCCAGGAGUGCCUGGAUGGGAAGGUGGAGACGUUGAAGGAUGGUUUUAAAGUAUGUUCAAAGUGUUGCAAAACCAAUAGUGACAGUAAGGAGGAAGCAAAUAAAUUCUCUGAUGUUAAACAGGAGAGCUCUGACAACCAUGCUUCUAGUGCAUGGACAGAUGCAGAGACACUACUCCUUUUAGAAGGUGUCCUAAAACAUGGAGAUGACUGGGAUCUCAUUGCCCAGCAUGUCCGCACAAAGAAUAAAUCGGAAUGCAUUGCUAGGCUUAUUCAGUUGCCUUUUGGUGAACAUAUGCUGGGUACCAUAAAUGGUAAACCUGAUAGUAGGUUCCAGGCGAACCAAACAACUGAUGGCAAAACGAACCACUGCAUUGUGAAGGAGGCUUCAAGUCAGUCGACCGAAGUGGUUGAUGGCAUGCAGAUUGAUGGAGAGGAAGAUGGUGCUGAUAAAUUAGUUGAAGAACAUCCUUCGAAGCGUCGACGUUUAUGUUCUUCAAUAGAUGCCACUGGUUCAUUAAUGGAGCAGUUAGCACUGCUGACUACAGCAGUGAGCCCAGAUGUUGUCGCAGCAGCAGCUGCUGCAUCAAUUAAAGCAUUGGGGGAUGAAAACCCCCAAGCAAAGAAAGCUUUUCAUCUCAGCGAGAAAGAAUACCAAGGCAAAUCAUUCUCUUCUAACCGUGUCCAAGAGAGUAAUUGCAAUGUUGGCGAUCAGGAAGUGGAAAUGCAUGGAAAAACUGUUUCUGAUAAGAAAAUGGAAAAGAAGUUUGUUUCUACCGCAUAUCAAGUGAGGGCAGCUGUCGGGACAGCUGUUGGUGUAGCUGCUGCCCGUGCUAAGAUGCUUGCGGACCAGGAAGAGCGAGAGAUGGAGCUUCUAAUGGCUUCCAUAAUCGAAACUCAGCUAAGAAAGAUCCAGUACAAGAUCAAACACUUUGAGGAGCUAGAGCUGAUCAUGGAUCAGGAGUACACCACAAUACAGGAAAUAAAGGAAUCCCUCAUCAAGGAUUGGCUAAAGGUUCUCAAGCGAGCAUUUGAGACUGGAGCGCCUAUCCAGAGGGAUGAAGUGCUCACAAAGCUGUUCCUUAGCAAGUCUGCUCCAUAGCCAAUCUGACUUGGAGUAUUAUCCCUCCUCCGAUAUGGCUCGCCCUCUGACUGUAGCCCCUGUAGGUAAAGCAGCAUUCUGCGUGCAGGGGAGGGCGGGUCUGUAAAGGAUUGUUGUGCUUGGGGCUGCCACAACCCCCUUAUACCGCCAUCGUGUAAUUGCACAAGGCAGCAGCUUCGUUGUACCACCAUCCUGCUAGGUUAGAUAGCAAGAGUUGCUGAUAGUCGGUCUGCUGUAACUGUUGACGUUUACUUGACUUCAUUCUUUGGGAUGCACAGAUGUUUCGUCAGUUUAGGGGUGUCCGUAUUGUCGACCCCGUCAUGUAACUUGUAUUGUUUGGUUGCAGAAAUAGUUGCUGUACCUGUAAGUUUGCAA
Molecule: messenger RNA, 2163 nt
Organism: Lolium rigidum
Lineage: Eukaryota; Viridiplantae; Streptophyta; Magnoliopsida; Poales; Poaceae
Product: SWI/SNF complex subunit SWI3A homolog
Exons: 7
Coding region: 121-1788 (555 amino acids)
Molecular function (GO): protein binding
Source: RefSeq, a predicted model, not a curated record